Messenger RNA from Clunio marinus, 1424 nucleotides. The record is from the annotation of a GenBank genome assembly. Lineage: Eukaryota; Metazoa; Arthropoda; Insecta; Diptera; Chironomidae.
UUAAAAAUAUAUUGGAAGAAAAUUAUUCACGAUUUUUACAGAAGAGAACAAGUUAACACCCGCUUCGUCGGGAAGAAAUAUGUUUUGCUAUCAUUGCCCGCCAGCUCUCCAUCCAGCGAAUGGAACUCAUCAGCAAAGACUUCCAACUUUGGAAUAUCCUUUUGCUCCUACACAUCCUUAUACAAGUUAUUCUUACCACCCAGCCAUACAUGACGAAACAUUUGUUAGAAGGAAACAACGACGAAAUCGUACGACAUUUACUUUACAACAGUUGGAAGAGCUAGAAACAGCUUUUGCACAAACACACUAUCCAGAUGUAUUUACUCGAGAAGACUUAGCGAUGAAAAUAAAUUUGACAGAAGCUAGAGUUCAGAAUCGUCGGGCAAAAUGGAGAAAGUCAGAAAGGUUGAAAGAGGAUCAAAGGAAAAGGGAUGGAAGCGACCCAAAUGGAGAUGAUAAAAAUGAUGGAGAUAGUCGAGAAUCGUCCUCUCCCAAUGUCACUGGCGAUGUUGACUUAGAAGAUGAAGAUGGGAGAAGUUCAAGUGUCGCACCAUCAAGUCCACGAUUGGAGUCAGAGAAUGAUCGUCCGUUGUCGAAUAAUAUGAGUCACCAAUCGUGUUCAGGAAGUAAUGAAGGCAGCCUUUCACCAGCAUCAAGAGUUCCAAAUCCAACCACAACAAAUUCAACGCCAUCAAGAUCCGAUUCCCCAAUUGAAGUGGGUGGACCUUUGUCACUUUCGACUAAAACCAAUCACUUAAAUGGACAAAACUUCCAUAGUAAUAUUUUUGGAAGUUUCAGCGAUAGUGGCAGCUUCCGGCCCAAUCCGAUGCUGGAUAAUGGACAACCUCCACUUUUCUUACCCCCUCAUUUAGCAUCUUUGAGCUCACAGUUUACACAACCGUUGUUCUCAGGAAUGAAAGGUUUCUCUGGCAUGUGUUCGUGUUGUCCUAUAAGUAAAACUCAACCGACUUCUUCUACUUCUACAACUUGUUCAACCGUUUCAACAGAACCAGCAACAUCACAGACAUGUACUUUGAACCCAGCAUUGUCAUCUGAUGCUAGAUCAUCGUCUGUAGCAGAAUUGAGAAGAAAAGCUCAAGAACAUUCCGCUGCAUUGCUUCAUAGUCUUCAUGCUGUCGCUGUUUCUGGCUUAUCAUUUCCAGGUCUUCAUUUUCCACCACUUUCAUUACAAAAAUUUUCAGAUCAUUAUGCCUUAUCAAAUCGAAGCAAAAAUGGCCAUCACCAUCUUGCCGCAAGUGAUUACAUAAGUGAUUUGUCUCUUCAACACAAUAAUAACAAUAAUAAUAAUAACAACAACAAUAUUGUUAGUAAACUUGAACCGAAUGAUAAAUUAGACAACAUAGUUAAAAGUAGUGGGGAUUAAGGUGCGAUUUAUGAUUUACUUAAAUGGAUAUUACGUACGA